This is a messenger RNA of Rotaria socialis, 2037 nucleotides long. The record is from the annotation of a GenBank genome assembly. NCBI's taxonomy places the organism in Eukaryota, Metazoa, Rotifera, Eurotatoria, Philodinida, Philodinidae.
AUGGGACCCGCACAGGCUGAAAUCAACAACAAUUUGGAAACGUACAGCAUCGUUUGGUUGGAUGCUUCAGUUAACAAUGAAGAAAAUAUGAGUGCUCAAAAACAAUUACGAAGCGUAGUUAAUAAUCUACGAACUUUUAUCAAUCCAGAAGAAUUUAUGAAUCAUACUCGUUUGCUUCAACAAGGUGACUUGACAAUUCUGAUUGUAAGUGGUGAAAUGGGUCGCGUUAUAAUUCCCGAAAUGCAGAAAUUAGAACAAGUAUACUCAAUUUAUAUGUAUUGCUUCAGUAAGGAGACAAACUUAGAAUGGAGUCGACCCUACAGCAAGGUGAAAGCUGUUUGUAAUAAACUUGUUGAAUUGAUCGAUGCUAUUCAGGUAGAUCAAAAGCAUCAGAGUCAAAAUGAACAGUCCCUAUCCAUGGACAUCUUGGAUCGGAGUUCAACUGAGCUUAAUGGAGAAUUUCUGCAUUCUCAAUUGUUGAUCGACGUAUUGAUUGGAAUGAAACCGAAUAAACAAGAUCAGAACGAAUUAAUUGAAUUAUUAAUGAAAGAAUAUCAAGGCAAUGAAAGCGAAUUGAAAAUAGUUAAAGAGUUUCAAAAUGAAUAUGCGUCAAACCGCGCAAUUUGGUGGUAUACACGUGACUCGUUUGUGUAUCGUCUAGUGAAUAAAGCGUUGCGUGUGCGUAACGUAGAAAUGAUUUUUUUAAUGCGAAAUAUUAUUCGUAAUGUUUAUGAGCAGUUACGUGCAAAUCAAUUUAAGAAGCGCGCGGUUGUGUAUCGUGGUCAGAUGAUGUCCGAUGUUGAAAUGAAAACAUUGAGAAAAUCAAUUGGAAAUAUAAUAUCAUUCAAUUCAUUUUUAUCGACAUCAUUGAAUCGUAGAGUAGCUGAAAGAUUUUUAAGACAAAGUAUUGUACCAUGCAGUUCUGAUGAUCGUGCAGUUGUGAUAUUUGAAAUUGAGGCUGAUCCUCGUGUAAUAUGUGAUGUGAAUGGUGAUAAUCGACGGCCGUUUGCACAAAUUGAUGAGUUUAGUUAUUAUGGCGAUGAAACAGAGAUAUUAUUUAUGGUUGGUUCAAUAUUUCGUUUGGAAUCUAUUCGCCAAGAUGAUCCAUUCGGUGAUAUGAAAAUAUGGACGAUUCGAAUGAGAUUAUGUGGUGAUGAUGAGAAUGAUCUUAAAAAACUGUAUGAUCACAUGAAGAGCAAAAUAACGAGAGCGGAAAUGAAUCUGAUGUCUCUUGGUUUGACGAUGUGGAAGAUGGGCAAAUUUGAUCUUGCGGAAAAAUACUAUCGUCAAUUUCUAACUAAACUUCCAUCGAAUGAUUCUUCGCUUUCUAAGUUGUAUCAACGUUUCGGCCUGGUGGCUAACUCUAAAGGUGAGUACGACAGUAGUCUCGAAUGGUAUGAGAAAUCGCUCGAGAUAAUGAUGAAAACGCGUCCAUUCGAUUAUGUCAAUAUUGGGAACACACACAACAAUAUCGGCGGUGUUCAUCGAAACAAAGGUGAUAGUCUUCGAGCACUUGAAUCGUAUAAUCGAGCUGUAUCACUGUUCAAAGAAGCAAACGAUGAGAAUCACCCGAACAUGGCCUCGUUUUACGGCAACAUUGGUGGCAUGUACUCCGCAGAGAAAAAGUAUUUAGAAGCACUUGACUUGUAUGAGAAGUCACUUGCUAUUCAGAAGAAGCAUCUUCCAACUGAUCAUCCUGAUUUGGGCUUGUCGUACAACAAUAUUGGUACUGUUCAUGAUCUGCUGAAUGAUUAUGAUCUUGCAUUGGACUAUUAUGGCCGAUCGCUUAAAAUUCGAUUGAAAUCACUUCCGUCUCAACACCCUGAUAUUGCAACUAGUUACAGGAACAUGGGUCUUGCGUAUGAAGUUAAAAGUGAAUUAGAACAAGCAUUGACAUUAAUGAAGAAGUCUAAGAUAAUCUAUGAAGUAGCAUUACCAGUUAAUCAUCCGUAUUUAUUGCUUAUUAAAAAUGAUAUUCGACGCGUCGAAGACAAAACAAAGCGAGUAGAGGCGGCGGAGCGCCAUUUAGCUAGGUGA